Molecule: messenger RNA, 1023 nt
Organism: Radiomyces spectabilis
Lineage: Eukaryota; Fungi; Mucoromycota; Mucoromycetes; Mucorales; Radiomycetaceae
Product: S-adenosyl-L-methionine-dependent methyltransferase
Exons: 6
Coding region: 36-899 (287 amino acids)
Source: RefSeq, a predicted model, not a curated record
CAAGCUUAACGCACCCUUCCUAUUCCAUCGUCACUAUGGAGAAUAACUCUAGUGAUGCUUUGGUGAAUGCUGCAAGCAAUGACCAACGUGUUGAUGCCGCCCGCCUUCAAAUGGAUAACGAUCGAUUGAACGAUCGAUACAAUCGAGCGAAAGAACUACUUGAGAACGAUAAAAAGGUGGUGCCUCCUUUCUGGGUGAGCAAGUACAAAAAGGAAGCAGCCAGAAACUGGGACUUGUUUUAUAAACGCAAUACAACCAAAUUCUUUAAAGAUCGCCAUUGGACCGAGAGAGAAUUCGAGGAAUUAGCCGAUCGGUCAAAAAAGCAAACAUGUCUAGAAAUCGGCUGUGGCGUUGGCAACUUCCUUUUCCCGAUCCUUGCAGAGAAUAGCAACAUCUUUAUCUAUGCUUGCGAUUUUUCAAAACGAGCGGUAGACAUGGUCAAGAGCAACGAGCAAUACGAUGAAUCCAGAUGCAAAGCCUUUGUAUGCGAUAUUACCGCGGAUGCGCUGACAGAUAAUAUACCUCCCGAGACCGUGGAUUUGGUGUCUGCCAUUUUUGUGUUCUCCGCCAUCCCUCCAGAGAAAUUAGGUUUGGCCAUACGCAACGUGUAUAAUAUUCUGAAACCGGGAGGAUGUAUCCUUUUCCGAGACUAUGGUUUAUACGAUGAGGCACAGCUCAAAUUCAGCGCAGCGUCUGAUAAAAAGCUGGAUGAAAACCUUUACGUGCGACAAGAUGGAACAAUGAGCUACUUCUUCUCCGUGGAAGAUCUUCAACAGCGGUUUGAAGCUGAAGGUUUCCAGACAUUAAAGAAUGAGUACAUUUACCGAGAAACAACCAAUCGGCGACUAGAGUUAAACGUCGAUCGCAUUUUUGUUCAAGCCAAAUUUCAAAAACCAUAGACCCACCCUCUUUAGCAUAUAUUUAAAUCAAUAAUAGAACCACUACUCUGAUCAUUACUGUCGUCCAUACUCGAAUCUCAUCCCAAGGGUGCCGAGGCGUUGGUGGAUCAUCCCUUUUAUCAGA